Volvox carteri f. nagariensis is the source of this 2466-nucleotide messenger RNA. RefSeq lists its product as uncharacterized. The coding region runs from base 1 to 2466 and encodes 821 amino acids. The record is from RefSeq and is a predicted model, not a curated record. The transcript has 5 exons. Lineage: Eukaryota; Viridiplantae; Chlorophyta; Chlorophyceae; Chlamydomonadales; Volvocaceae.
AUGUCGGGCCUUGCGCAUUUAGGGCGCCGGAGCGGCAGCUUCACAAUCGAUCUCACGGGCGAUGACGAUCUGGAUAUUGAGGGUCUUCAGCCUUCGCCCAAGCGCGCCCGGGCUCACGCGGCCGCUCGCGUCGCAGCCCAGCCAGAAUGCAUCGAGCUCCUGGACAGCUCAGAUGACAGCAGCAUCGAUGACGGCGAUGCUGCUACCGAAAGCGAAGAAUCCGAAAUAAAUAGUCCGGGAAACGUAGGUUGUGGACAACGUGGCCGCCGUGGGUCAGCUAACCCCAGGAUGGGCGGCCACAUGUCUUCUAUCGGUGGAACGGUGGCCCUGGAGCAGGGCCCACACCAAUUCAGGAACGGUGCCAACAACAACGGAGCGUUCAACUCCAAAAACAGAGCAGCCGAGCUUAAAGACAGAGCGGCUAAUCCCAGCGUCCCUUCCCCUGCUGCGCCCGACCAGCCCGAUAACCAAGAUGCUAUCAACGCCAUCAUCGCAGCCGCACAUGGUGUCGUGGCGGGACGAGUGGCGACGGCAACAACCGCCGCAAUGCCGGCAGCAGUACCCAUCGCGGAAGCUACCGACGCCAACCCGUGCGGUGGCGGUGGCGGGGGCGGGGGCGGUUUUGACGCUGCCGCAGCGGAAGCUUGCGGUGGCGGGGUCGCCGUCGCCGCUGCCGCCGCCGCGCGUGACGCCGAUGAAGGUGGUGGCGGCGAGGACAGUAGAUCCGACUCCGAUGUGGAAGUGGUGCAGAUGAAGGGCCAGUGCUACUGCUUCGUGUGCGAUGUGAAGGCGUCGGAGUGUCAGUUCUGGGGCACAGGUGCUAGUUCGCGCGAUCACGCCAACGCCCGACCCGGCUGUCCCUGGAGCAGACUUCGCGUGGCCGUCCGGAACACGCGCGACCCGGUUGCGAAAAGGGAGCUCCUAGCCGCCGAGUUCGAGGGCCGGAAGGCGCCACAGCCGCAGCAGCGGGGACCGGCGGUGGUGGCGGCGGCAGCCACCAACGUCGCCGGCGGCGGCGGCAUUUCUCUCCCUUCUUUUUGGCCGGGGGAUGGGGAUGGGGACGGCGGACGACUGGCAGUCGGUGGUGCUGGUGGUGUUCACCCCGCCGGGGGGCCCCCGCAGCAUCACCUGCGGCCGCUCUGCCCGAGUUACCCCUUCCGGCCAGGAGCGAGGUGCCGGGAGAACUGGAUGUGCUGCGCGCAGUCCCAGGCCCAGCCGGCGCCAGCGCCAGCGUCGACGUCGUUGCCAGCGGCGGCAGUGGCGGUGGCGGAGCCGUGGAGAUUUACCGUACCGCUGAGCCUCAGUCGGCUGAGGCAGCAAUCACCAACGUCACCGCAGCAGCAGCAGCAGCAACAGCAGCAACAACAGGUUGCGGCGGCGGCACAGUCGCCGGCGGUUGUGAUUUCUCUGGAUGACGAGGAUAUGCGUUCAUUUCUAGAGGAGAUGCUCAGCGCCGCCCAAAACAUGACGUCAGGUGCUCAGGCUCUGCACGCCGUCCGUGUAAACAGCGUCCAAGCGCUUCGUAGCAGUGGCAAUACCGGCGGCGGCAGCGCCGCCGAAGCCACCGCCGCCGCCGCCGCCAACGGCGGUGCUGUAGCUGCUCGCACAGGCAGCCCUGCCAAGAUAGCAGCGGUGGACGCGGAGGAGUUGGAGGAGGCGGAGGAGGUGAAGGAGGCGGAGGAGGUGGAGGACGCAGCCGCGGCGGCGGCGACCAUGACGUCGGGCGAGCGUGUAGGGCUAUCUUUGGAUGCCGUAGCAGCAGCAGCAGCAGCUGCAGCCUUUAGAGUCGUUCCUGGGUCGGCAAAAGGGCCAGUGAUUGAAGGACGCUCGGCAGACGGUAUCGGCGACAGCAUCGCCAACCGGGCCGGAAAGGACGGAGACGCCGGGGCCGGCAGGGAGGGGGCCGCCAGGGGCGGCGACAGCCGCCUCGGCCUCGAUGAUGAAGUCGGCAAGGGGGCCUCCGGAAGUGGACUCCCGGUACGGCGUGUACGACUGAAGCUUCGGUUGUCACGUUAUUUGGGCCCACAAGAGGAGCAGCCGCCGCAGCAGCAGCAGCAGCAAGGACGGGGUGAGCUUGAACAGCAUCAAAGCCAGCACAAAGAAGAGCAGCCGCCGCCGCCGCAGCAGCAGCAGCAGCAAGGACAGGGGGAACUUGAACAGCAUCAAAGCCAGCACAAAGAAGAGCAGCCGCCGCCGCCGCAGCAGCAGCAAGGACAGGGGGAACUUGAACAGCAUCAAAGCCAGCACGAAGAGCAGCCGCCGCCGCAGCAGCAGCAGCAAGGACAGGGGGAACUUGAACAGCAUCAAAGCCAGCACGAAGAAGAGCAGCAGCAGCAGAGGCAGGAGCCGCAGCAGCAGGAGCAGGAGCAGCAGGAGCACAAAGAUCAGGAUCAGGGUCAUCAAAUUGAGCAAUUGAGUUUGGGAAUUGCGUUGGAAGGCACAUCGGCUUAUGAUGCCAGUGACUAA